AUGUCUUCUAACAACACCAACACUUCUAACACCAAAAGAUUUGAGGCAAUGAUGAGAAGGACAAGCGAGAGAUUGAGAGGAGGCUCAGUCCCCCCUCUAGAUUCUGAGCAAACAGUCAACCCGCCAUCGUACACCGACCAAAACACGUCGACCAACGGGGUGAACAGUCAAAGGGGAAGAGGCCGUCGGAACGCCAGGGGAUCAUCUAGACCUUCAAACCAAAAUGGAUCUUCAAACGACGCGACUCCAGCAGUCACUCUCACGGCACCUCGUAGAGAAGGAACCACGAAUACCGGGGGCACUCCGUCAUCGGCUUUGGGAGUGGGACAAGAAGGAGGUUUAGCAGAAACCAACCAAGGAGAACGUGGAAACGUAGAAAAUAAUGAGUCCUCAAGUACCUCCAUCAUCCACCCUCCAGGUUCGAACCCUGCGAGUUUAAUAGCCAUGGAUAACGUUAGCAUUAAUGCAAAUGGACGCAAAGACUGCCACGAACACGUGUUGCCACAUGAAAGUGAUGCCUCUCCAAAAUCCCCUCCGUGCAGAAGCACAGUUUGCUCUGUCGGAACCAGCCCACCUAGAGGCUUUCAUUCGUGGUUAAUGACCAAUGGAUAUUCAGUUGUCAAGCAUUCGGACCCUGCUACUGCGAAAGGUCUUACAGCUGCCUUGGGACAGCCUACCGGAAACUCUGCGACUCCUACCCCCAAACGCACUCUCUGUUUCGAUUUGACCAAAGACAAGGACGACGUUGUUGUACCGUCUUCUAAGGAACCUGAUACGGCAAAGGCGGCUGCCAAAUCCAAACCGGAAGUCAGCAAGAAAGGUAUAGAAAGGACCGGUGUGGUGAGCAAGAUCUCUACUUAA
Molecule: messenger RNA, 861 nt
Organism: Melampsora larici-populina 98AG31
Lineage: Eukaryota; Fungi; Basidiomycota; Pucciniomycetes; Pucciniales; Melampsoraceae
Exons: 3
Coding region: 1-861 (286 amino acids)
Source: RefSeq, a predicted model, not a curated record